AUGGUGAAGCGAGAACACAGUGUCCCACAGAAUAUGGGCUAUUACACCAAAGAGAUAGAAAACACAGCUUUAACAAAUAGAUCCUGUGUGUUUUUUACUGAUAUUUGUUUCUUGAUCUUAUACUAUGAACUUGCAGGAAUAAAUCCAGAUGCAUUGAUGUGUGCUGGAUUUGUGUCUGUUUAUGCUAGUGAUGAACUUGGUACAUACUGUAUGAGCGCCCAAUGUAAUGCAAGAGAUUUGCAAAGAUGGAGUGAGCCAAGAACAAGACCAGGAAGUUUCAGCAAUAUCCAUGCCUCAGGAGGGAUAUCUUGGAGCAACAGAUAUCAGGCAAAGCCUUAUGUCUUUGAUAGAGUGUUACCACCAAACACAACCCAGGAACAAGUUUAUAAUGCCUGCGCUAAGCAAAUUGUUAAAGAUGUUCUUGAAGGCUACAAUGGAACAAUUUUUGCAUAUGGACAGACAUCUUCAGGAAAAACACAUACAAUGGAGGGGAAGCUGCACGACUCUCAGCUAAUGGGAAUAAUUCCAAGAAUUGCACAUGACAUCUUUGAUCACAUCUAUUCCAUGGAUGAAAACCUGGAGUUUCACAUAAAGGUUUCUUAUUUUGAAAUUUACUUGGACAAAAUAAGGGACUUACUUGAUGUGUCAAAGACGAACCUUGCAGUUCAUGAAGAUAAAAAUAGAGUUCCGUAUGUGAAGGGCUGUACAGAGAGGUUUGUCUCUAGUCCUGAAGAAGUUAUGGAUGUCAUUGAUGAAGGGAAAGCAAACCGUCAUGUAGCGGUUACAAAUAUGAAUGAACACAGCUCUAGAAGCCACAGUAUCUUCUUGAUUAAUAUUAAACAAGAGAAUGUAGAAACUGAAAAGAAACUCAGUGGAAAACUUUAUCUGGUGGACUUAGCUGGAAGUGAGAAGGUCAGCAAAACUGGAGCAGAGGGCGCUGUUCUUGAUGAAGCUAAAAAUAUCAAUAAGUCUUUGUCUGCUCUGGGCAAUGUGAUCUCAGCAUUGGCAGAGGGAACUAAAACCCAUGUUCCAUACCGAGACAGCAAAAUGACUCGAAUUCUUCAAGACUCCCUUGGUGGGAACUGCAGAACUACCAUUGUUAUCUGCUGUUCUCCUUCCGUCUUCAACGAAGCAGAAACCAAGUCUACUCUAAUGUUUGGACAAAGAGCCAAGACUAUUAAGAACACUGUCUCUGUGAAUCUAGAGCUGACUGCAGAAGAAUGGAAGAAAAAAUAUGAGAAGGAAAAAGACAAAAACAAGAGUUUGAAGAAUGUUAUCCAGCAUCUGGAGAUGGAACUGAAUAGGUGGAGAAAUGGAGAAGCAGUGCCUGAGGAGGAGCAGAUUAGUGCUAAGGAGCAGAAAAAUCUGGAGCCAUGUGACAACACGCCUGUCAUUGACAAUGUUGCUCCUGUUGUUGCAAGCAUCUCAAAUGAGGAGAAGCAGAAAUACGAUGAAGAGAUAACCAGUCUCUACAGACAGCUUGACGAUAAGGAUGAUGAAAUCAACCAGCAGAGUCAGUUGGCUGAGAAACUAAAACAACAAAUGUUGGAUCAAGAUGAGCUUUUGGCUUCCACAAGAAGAGAUUAUGAGAAGAUCCAAGAGGAACUGACUCGUCUUCAAAUUGAAAAUGAAGCUGCGAAAGAUGAGGUGAAAGAGGUUCUUCAAGCUCUGGAGGAAUUAGCUGUCAAUUAUGACCAGAAAUCACAAGAAGUGGAGGACAAGACCCGAGCCAAUGAACAGCUGGUGGAUGAACUGGCACAGAAAACAAGUGCUUUGACAGUCACUCAACGAGAGUUGGGUCAGUUGCAGGAACUCAGUAAUCAUCAAAAAAAGAGAGCUACAGAGAUCUUGAACUUACUGCUUAAAGAUCUGGGAGAGAUUGGAGGAAUCAUUGGUACCAAUGAUGUUAAAACGUUAGCAGAUGUGAAUGGGGUCAUCGAGGAGGAGUUCACCAUGGCACGGUUGUACAUAAGUAAGAUGAAAUCUGAGGUGAAAUCUCUGGUAAACCGCAGCAAGCAGCUGGAGAGUGCCCAGAUCGACUCCAACAGAAAGAUGAAUGCCAGUGAGAGAGAACUUGCAGCCUGCCAGCUGCUCAUCUCACAACAUGAAGCAAAGAUUAAGUCCCUUACAGACUACAUGCAGAAUAUGGAACAGAAGAGAAGGCAUUUAGAAGAGUCACAAGACUCACUUAGUGAAGAGCUGGCCAAGUUGCGUGCUCAAGAAAAAAUGCAUGAAGUCAGCUUCAAGGAUAAAGAGAAGGAACAUCUGACCCUGCUUCAAGAUGCAGAAGAAAUGAAGAAUGCAUUGGAGCAGCAGAUGGAGAGUCACAGGGAAGCCCACCAGAAACAGCUGUCCAGACUACGAGAUGAGAUUGAAGAGAAGCAGAAAAUCAUUGAUGAAAUCAGAGAUAUGAACCAGAAGCUGCAAUUGGAACAAGAGAAACUGAGCUCUGAUUAUGAUAAAUUGAAAAUAGAGGAUCAGGAAAGAGAAAUGAAACUGGAAAAGCUCAUAUUGCUUAAUGAUAAAAGGGAACAAGCAAGAGAAGAUCUUAAAGGACUGGAGGAAACUGUGGCAAGAGAACUUCAGACCCUCCACAAUCUACGAAAACUCUUUGUCCAAGACCUUACAACUCGAGUCAAAAAAAGUGUUGAACUGGACAGCGAUGAUGGAGGAGGAAGUGCUGCUCAGAAGCAGAAAAUUUCCUUUCUUGAGAACAAUCUGGAGCAGCUUACAAAGGUUCACAAGCAGUUGGUACGUGAUAAUGCAGAUCUUCGUUGUGAGCUUCCUAAGCUGGAAAAACGACUUCGAGCUACAGCAGAGAGAGUUAAGACCCUGGAAAGUGCACUGAAGGAAGCCAAGGAGAAUGCCAUGCGGGACCGCAAACGCUACCAGCAGGAGGUAGAUCGCAUUAAAGAGGCUGUAAGAGCCAAGAACAUGGCAAGGAGAGCACACUCUGCUCAGAUUGCCAAGCCUAUCCGCCCUGGCCAUUACCCAGCAUCUUCUCCAACAGCUGCCCAUGCUAUCCGAGGAGGAGGAAUGUCAAACUCCAGCUACUGCCAGAACAUGAAAUAAGCAGUCAGGCUCCACUUAGCAUGUUCAAGACUGGUGUGUUUUUUUUUAACUUCAACCUGCUCUGCGUCCUGCCUAUCACGUGCUUUCUACAGCCAACUUCAGUGCAUUGUUUUCAAAUAUUUUGGGCUUCAUAGAAUCUCCAUGUGUACAGAAGUGUGUUCAGAUCAGCUCUUCUUUGGAAACAUGUACAAUAAAUGUAACAUAUCCAUCUAAGUAACAAUAGAAUGUCUGCCAUUCAAAAUAUUUUCCAUUGACUUCAUUUUACCCCUUGGCACUGUUAGGUUGGGGCUUCUCUGCUGGCACUGAUGCUUUUGAAGUACUCCAUGGCAUCAGUAAAACCUGACUUCUGACAUCAGAAUUAAUCAUUCAUCGAUAAAGUGCCAUCUAAAGCAGGUGAUUGUGUUCUACAGUGACUGAUUUACUGUAUAAUAUACAUAUUAUUUUAUAUUUUUACGGGAUGAAAAUGUGCUGCUAUAUGAUUAAAAUUGUGUAAACACAUUUUCUGAACUAAAUUUCCCUGAAGAAGCAUUUUUAAUAUCCUGGUGAAAUCUUUGGACCUGUAUAAAAUAUGCUUUACUGUCAUACCUGUUAAAGAUCAAACUAUGGAAUGGAGAGAAAUCUGUUAGCAUAGCACUACAUUUUGAAGUUUAGUGGUCACACAAAUGAUCUUAAAAUUAUCUGAUCUGCUUUUAAUUCUGCCAGUAAUGAUGGGUAUUCCCUGAAUUUGGUGGCUAGCUGUGAGUUUGUAAGCAUGGUUCAUUAUGAAAAAAACCUUGAAGAAUUGCAAAAUGCUGCAGAAAUCUUGUCUUGAGAAAAGGUGAGAUGCUUCCCCCUCCUAUCAUGUUUCUGGCAGGCCUUGAUCUGCUCAUAAUGGAAUUCAGAAAUGGGAGCUAAUACUGUUUUCGGUAGAGAAAAUUCUACUGAAUGCUCCUAAGAAUGGAUGGGGGUACAUAUAUCAAUUGUGCUGUGCAAAGAAAGUUUAGGAAGACAACAUGUGUUGACAGCUUUGUGCAAGGGCAAAGAAUGUAAAUAAUUCAUUCUGGAACUUGAUAAUAUGCAAAUCUGCCUAUGGAUAACUUUAGCUCAUUCAUCUGAUGAGACUUCUUGCCUUGUUUGGAUUCUCUUAGUGCCAGGUAUGAAACUUCCAUUUUCUCAGCUGGGAGCAUUGGAAUCACCAUGGAAAAGAUGGGCUAGCAGGCAAAAUUCAAAGCUCUUAUGCUAGAUACCUACUGCUUUAGUUUGAUAUGCACAUGUGAAACAAUACAUCUUAAGUAAGAGUAUACCCCUUGAAUCUUAGUUGCUGCUAUAUUUAAUUCUUAUUUAAUUUUGGGGUUAUUUUUGAUGUUCUGAAUUUGUCCUGUGUGUUGGUAGACCUAUAUUUUAAAAUUAUUUAACCUGCUAUAAAGAAUAUUUAAAUAUUCUGAAUUGACUUCAGAUUUUUUUUUCUACUGAAAUUAAUUAGAAAGCUCUCAAUUAUAGCACAGUAAGUUAGAUUUAAUUUAUUUUGUUAAAUGUUGCACUAUUUUGGCAAGCAUUUUGUUAAGUAUUUAAUAAGACUGCACAUAUGCAUUUGUUAAUUUAUUAUGUAUUUUCCAAGGUUUCAUUUCUUUUUUCUUUGAAUAUGGGCUUUGGCACCAUCUGGAAAAUGAACUGUGAACUUCUAUUACUGGAAAAUGCAUAUGGUGAUUAUUUCAAACCCUGUGAGAUCUUAAUAGCUCUUUAUAGGUUUAUAUAUUUAAAUUUGUAUUAAAUAUAUCAACUUUUUUUUGCUUCUAAAAUAGUUGUCUUAUAGGAAUGCCAACUAUCACUUACUAUUUUUAUGGUAAAUCAAACAUUCUGUAUUAUUUCUUCAUAUGCUGAAGUCAUGUAACUGGAUUAUUGUAGAAUAUUUUUCCUGUAUCCUCCUUGAUUUGAAAUCUGUUACAAAGCAACAUUGGAAAAAAUGAUUCUAGCUUAAAAAGAUUCUUGCCACAUCAGAACAAAAAGCAUAAACAUCCUCUUAUGCAUAACAGUUUAGAUAGUUAUCUUGAGCUUCACUGAUAAGUUAGCUCUGAUGUCUCUUAGAUAAUCAUGCUAGUGCUGAUCAGCCAGUCAGUCUAUCUAGCUAAGACCACUUAAGUGCCUCAGAGUUAACUUUUUUAGAUCCUAUGGUAACUAAUCACUGAAAUGCUGAAGAGGCAUAUUAUACUGAAAUCCUAAAAAUCCUGAAAAUUUAUAUAGUUUGAACUCAUGACUGUGUUGCUAUAACUUUUACUGUUGCUAGUAUCUUCCAUUCUUUUAAGACUAUUUUAGGUAAGGAUUUAAUUUCAUCCUACAUAAUUUGCAUUCAACAUUUUUACAACUUUUUAUAGUACCUUGUAUAUUUUAUACAAACUAGAAACCAUGCCUCUGCUAUUCAGACCUCAAAAGCCCAUAUUUUGUGGUUUCUUUUCCCUUUUCUUUUUCAAUGUUGAAUUUCAUAUUUAUUCUAGAUAGUUGUUUGCAAGGAAACUGAUUUCAAUAAUUUAGAUUAAAUUUAAUAUCUAUAACUUCAUACAUGGCAAGUUUUAGGAGAUACCUUUUAUGCAUUGAUUUUCAAUAUGAAAGUAAAAUACAUAUUUUUCAUAUGCUACUAGUGGCAUGUUCCCGCUCAUUUGUUUAUUUUUUAAACUGAGUUCUAUUAUCUUGUGUUUUUAUUCUUGAAUUCAUCUUUUAUUUAUUGAAAUGUGGUUUUGGUUUUGCUGAAAGUAAGGAAUGCUUUAAAAGCUGGAAAGAUCCUGGCUGAUAUGUGCAACCAAGUGUGUAUGUCACCAAACAAGGAAGGGUGAGAAUAGAUUAUCCUGAAUGUAUUGGAAAUUUUUUUUAAAUGAUUCUUCAGUACAUUAAAGUCUGUCUACAACAGACUUCUGAGUGACUUUUUAAAAAAUUCAGUUUAUGAAGAACCAGGAAUUAACAUACAAAUCUACCUGAAAACUGUAAGAGUAACUAUAGAAUAUGUAAAAUAAUGAGUGUGUCCUCAUCUGUUCAUUAAAUAUGAACAAUUUUCUAACUCAGCCAAAUCAGUCCUUGGAUUCCACAUAUCUGAAAGGAAUAAAUGUUUGAGGAAAUGUUGUGGCUUCGUACAACAGUAUGAAUGUAAUUUUCCUUAGUGAGGGAGGGGGAAGGGACAGGGACAACAAGGAAUGGGAAAUAACUUUUUAUAAUAUAAAGUAGAUACCCAGGACAAGAAAGGGACUCAUUAAACCAUACUAGCAGGAUAAUCUUAAUUGACUUUUGUUGUGACAUUUUUGCUUUAAGGAAUUUAUGAAUGGAAAACACAUUAGACAAAAAUAUUUGUUAAACAAAUACAGAAACAGCACUUCAGUGUCUGUCUUAAAUAACUUUGUCAAUUUGAAAUACUUGUCAUUGAAGAAGGACUUUGGUGACUGAGACAUUCUGUAGAAUUAUACGUGUCUAGUUUGUAUAGUGUGUAGUGUGUACUGCAGAUGUGUAUUCUCUGGGCUGUGUAUCUGUACAGUAGUGUUCAUUUUAGAAAAUAAUUACAUUUUUGUGAACACGUUUUUUGGUGGUAACAAGGGGAAUAAAUUGCCACUGCAGCAAAUGAUGCUGUAAACUCUUAACAACAGAUCUGAUUCCUUCUCCCCCUUCCAUGGAUAAAUCUUUUUAUCUUGGUUUUAAAAUACUAUCCAUUAAAGAUGUAUGGAUACACUGGCAGACUGCAUGAUGUAUCAUUUCAAACUGUUGAAGUGGAAAAUAAAAUUGAAUUAAACUUU
Molecule: messenger RNA, 6824 nt
Organism: Pelodiscus sinensis (Chinese soft-shelled turtle)
Lineage: Eukaryota; Metazoa; Chordata; Testudines; Trionychidae
Source: RefSeq, a predicted model, not a curated record